Molecule: messenger RNA, 1062 nt
Organism: Fonsecaea nubica
Lineage: Eukaryota; Fungi; Ascomycota; Eurotiomycetes; Chaetothyriales; Herpotrichiellaceae
Exons: 1
Coding region: 1-1062 (353 amino acids)
Source: RefSeq, a predicted model, not a curated record
AUGGCCGCCAACGUUCUCGAUCCUGGUCUCAUGCCACCUCCACCUGGACCCAUAACAAUUCGGCAAGCCAUCGACGACCUACAAGUCACCCUCAACCAAAUCCGGCGUAAACUUCGCACCUUGAUCGACUGGUACAUAUUUCCGGAUGUUGUGCCCAAUUCGAUUCAAGCCUAUGAUCCACGACUCCAGAUCCUACAGCUGCGAUUGAAAUCUCUCGCUACCAUCGAUUACCAGCGACUCCCUUAUUUGAUCGACGGCUCAGACGAUCUCGCCUCACAAUACUUGCUACAAAUUGUAGAGCAGCUACUGUCUUCCGUGCGUGGAGUCCAGACCAUCUUCGUGGAACACUACGAUCGGGACCUGCAAGAGCGUCGGCCUUUUGGGACCAUCUGGGAAACUCUUCUCUAUAGACAGGACCAGAUCAAGCAGCUGCCUGCGGUGUGUCCUAGCAUCCCACACCGUGCUGCCCCAGAAGACCUCAGGCCUGCAGAACUUGGCAAUUUCUGUCCUGGGGCUUUGGGGAUCAGCAACCACCGUGACAGAGGCCGACUAGGGUUUGUGGAGAAGAAAGAGCUGAACGACGAUAAUAAGCGCACGCUGAAGGCUUUUGGUGGCGCAUUCUUGAACUGGCAAUGCUCCCACUGCGCCUGCAAAGUACGCUACCACGUCGCCGCCAGCACGUCGUCCAACAUCCACAACACGGACGAGAUUCGCGAGCACCCCGGCUUGGACAUCCAGUAUCGCAGCUCCUUUCUGGCCAAGUGCCAUCUAUACCUACCACCGUCGGAGAAGACGUCCAGCUUGUCCACCUCGACUUCUUUGACAACCCACAACCGGCGCGAUAGCUACGGCGUGGUCAAGUACGGCUGUGUAUUCUGCUUCGCGACCGGCCACGAGCUUGAGCGCGGAUUGACCGCCUUCGCCACCGUGCGUGAAUUCGCCGAGCACCUCGCUCUCGAGCAUAGGCAUCCACUACCGCCGAGUCUACUGAUUCAUCGCUACUCUGUUGCCGUGGAGGGAAAAACCGUCAUCGGCGGUCGGUGGGACUUGAAUUUCUUGUGA